Messenger RNA from Nymphalis io (European peacock), 4780 nucleotides. RefSeq names its product proton-coupled amino acid transporter-like protein pathetic. NCBI's taxonomy places the organism in Eukaryota, Metazoa, Arthropoda, Insecta, Lepidoptera, Nymphalidae. Gene Ontology annotation, cellular component: vacuolar membrane. Gene Ontology annotation, biological process: amino acid transmembrane transport. The record is from RefSeq and is a predicted model, not a curated record. The transcript has 6 exons. Bases 406 to 1803 code for a protein of 465 amino acids. Gene Ontology annotation, molecular function: amino acid transmembrane transporter activity.
UUCCCUGUCUACGGUCUACGCGUGUAUCUUAAAAUCUCAUUCACAAGUUGACAAUUGAGACUGACAGUUGUCAUUUACUAACAUUAGGAAGUUUAAAAUUCAUGAGUCAAGUUCACAAUUGGACGUGUUGUUGUGCGAUUUUAGAAAUCAUUGAUUAGUUGAUGUGUUAUUAAUUUUUAACUUCAAAAAAACGAACAAACGUAAUUGCAAUUAUUUUAGAAGAACUAAAUAAAAUACCAGUGUUUCAACAUAAUAAUAUUUUUAUUUAGAUGUAAAUAAAUUAUUAUUUGUCUGUAUUUUGAUUUAAAUCUUUUAUUAACAAGACGCGGCAAUUUAUAAUGUUAUUAGUCUUACUCAACAGUACCUGAUAUAUUUUUACGAUAGUGUUAAGCGUUAAAUAUAAACAUGAGCGAUGAAAAGCAGCCGCUUCUUACCGGACCGAAUACUCCAAUUGACAAUGCGGUGGUUCAAACUGUAGAACUGGUCGCUAAUCCAUCGAUCCAUGUAUCACCAUUCAAACAUGAUUCGCCGAAAAAAACGGAAUACAACCCCACGUCCGAAAGAUACUUAGAACAUCCUACAUCCAAUUUUGACACACUAAUUCAUCUUCUUAAAGGCAAUAUUGGGACUGGCAUUUUGGCAAUGCCUGAUGCUUUUAAAAAUGCUGGCCUUUUUUUCGGUGUAAUUGGAACAUUAUUUAUGGGAGCGAUAUGCACACAUUGUAUGCAUAUUUUAGUUGCUUGUUCUCAUGAACUUUGUAUAAGAAACCAACGACCAGCAAUGAGUUUUGCAGAAGUAGUAGAAGAUGCUUUUGCAAUGGGACCUGUACCCUUAAGACCAUAUGCAAAAAAAAUAAGGAUUGUAGUCAAUAUAUUUCUAGUACUGACUCAACUAGGAUUUUGCUGUGUUUAUUUCUUGUUUGUCGCCACUAACCUCGAAGACACGAUGCAUUAUUUUCGCAUAAAACUAAGUGUACACAGCUAUCUAGCAAUGUUAUUUGUGCCAAUGUUGGCCUUGGGUAUGGUGAAAAACUUAAAGUAUUUGACUCCGGUAUCUUUAAUAGCAUCAAUAAUGACCGCUUGGGGCCUGGUUGUAACAUUCUAUUAUAUUUUGCAAGAUUUGCCUCACACUAGCAGUGUCAAGGCCUUUGCAAGUUGGCAUCAGCUACCCUUGUAUUUUGGCACGGCUAUAUAUGCGUUUGAAGGCAUUGGAGUGGUUUUACCUUUGGAGAAUAAUAUGAAAACACCGGAAGAUUUCGGCGGAUGGACGGGCGUUUUAAAUACUGGAAUGGUUAUUGUGGCAGCGUUGUACACAGCGAUUGGCUUUUUUGGCUACUUGAAGUACGGGGAAUCUGUGUCUGGCAGUAUUACACUUAAUUUACCGAAUGAUUUGUUAGCACAAAGCGUUAGAGCCGUGAUGGCGGCGGCAAUAUUCCUCUCGUACGGCCUUCAGUUCUACGUGCCUAUGAAUAUCGUCUGGCCGUAUAUUAAAACUAAAUUAAAUUCCGAAAAGGCACUUGAAUACGGCGAGGUUGUGACGCGAUUCGUUCUCAUCACAAUUACUUUCGUUGCGGCAGUGCUGAUACCGAAUUUAAGCAGCAUUAUCUCCCUCGUGGGUGCGUUCAGCAGCUCUGCUUUGGCGUUGAUAUUUCCACCUAUAAUCGAAAUUAUAACGUAUUGGCCAGAUCGUCUGGGAACAAGGUGUUGGAUAUUAUGGAAGGACAUUGCGAUUGUUAUGUUCGGCAUAACAGGUUUUGUCUUCGGUACUUACGCUAGUUUAGAAAAUAUUUUGAAACAUACUUAGAUAAAUAUUCAGGUGUGUAGAAUAUAGGUAACGUUUCUACUGAUGGUAUGUCCCAAACGGCAGUUAUUCAACAACCAAAUGGCAAUGCUUCGCGAAACCGUGCAACCUCCGCCCGAAACCAGAACUGUUUUACACAUACAUUAUCAUACUGUAAACGACUUCGGGGAUUUUUUGGCUUGGAGAAAGAUUAGCUUCUACAUCCAUAUAAAUGUGGACUUUGUUGAUUUAUUGUAUUGUGUGAAAAAACAUGUGAGUUUCUUGGUGUUGGUAUUUGUUUGACUAAAAGGUGGUCAAUAAUGGCAUACAUACAGGCAAACAUGUUGAAUAUUUCACUGGUACAAGGCACCAGAUUAGGGGCCCCGUCAGCCGAGGUCCAAAAAUAAUAUAAUAUUACUCUAACCGCUUCUGAAUGGGGGGCCUCAAUGUCUAUGGACGGUCCGCUUUCUUUUACGCGGCCCAUUUGACUUUGCCGUUCUUUUUAUUAGUAAUGGAAAAAAAAAAAAAUCUGUUAAAUAAGUCAUCGUCAAGAUGUUUGCUCGUUACUGUACCAACCAGUAUGUGGCGCGCUUUAUCUAGUUUAAUAAAUGUCUCUCGACACUACUUUUCUUGCCACGGACUAUUGCACAUUGGCAAAAUAAUCUGACUAAUGCAAUUAAUUAUUUACGAAUAAAAAAUAAAAAUCUGAUUCUCAACAACCAUGACAAUAAUAUUAAAUAGAAAUGACUUUAAAUAUAUUUAUACAAAUUUUACUUUAGUCAAUAGGUGUUGAAUCAAAUGAAGUGAUCAUGUAAUUAACUUAUUCUAAGAGUUACUAGUAUUAAAACAAUAAGUUAUUGUUCUUUAUAUAUCUGUUUAAAUAGCUAAAGAGUAUUUUAAAAUAAUUAUUAAUAGAUUAUAUCUGGCAUUUAUGUAUAUUUACUUAUGUUUAAUGGGACAUGAGUAAAUAAGCACAUUAGUGCUUAAUAGCUAAUCUAAUGCACAAAGGAAAGGAACGUGACAUGUAUCGGAUUAUGUUUUACAAUAUUUUUUUUAUUACGAAUAAAAUUUAAUAAUUGUAUAUUCUACGAUGAUGUUAAAUGGCAAAGUUGAAAAAUUUAUCAUGAAUAAUAUAUUUACUUUAUUUAAUAAACACAAAAGUAACUUGUACACGUUUAUCUUUUAAUAAAUAGUUGAAAACAUAAAUAAUACAAUAGCUUAUAUUAAAUCUAUGUUGACAUUUUUAUGUUUCUUUCUACAUUUGUUUUGUCUUUUUAUUAUAUUUUUUAUGUCAUAUUUUAUAUUAUGAUUAUAAAAAAAAAAUGUGAUAUGUAAUUUUUUUAUAAGAGGUACCUAUUUUAUUUAAAUGUAAAAUAUUUUUAAAGUUGAAGCUUUAAUUUAAAUGUAUGGUUACCUGUCAUUCCAAAUAGAAAUGUGACCUCAUAACUACCACCAUAGGGAUAAUGCAUUUAAGUGUUUAACAUAUUUGUAUAUUUUUAUUAUUUAUCAUUAUCGCUUUAUAUCGUCCCCGCUUUCAUUCACCUAUCUAGUCUAAUGGUCAAAUAGUUUCUUGUGUAUGGUUAUCCUUCACUUAGACUCACAUCUUUCGCACUGGCCUUAUAGACAUAAUUAACAAUAUUCUUGUAAUAUUACGUUCUCUCCGCGUUACAUUUAAAAGUCCAUACAUGAUCAGUUUGUAUUUAGCUUUUCUAGGCCUAUUUAUAAACUUCUAACGUACUCGUGGUUUCUGAGCUGGCGAACGUUUCGCUAUAUGAUAUAGUCUUAUUUCAUAAUACAGGGAUUUAAGUUGAGAACAAUACAAACCGAUUUGGUCAAGUAAAUAAAUGGGCGUUGCUUUUUAAGUUUCUCUUCAAAUUUAUAAAGAAAACAGCCACAAAACAGCUCUGUUCUGCCUAGAAGAACUGCCUCGUAAACAAUUCGAAAAACGAAGAAAAUCCGUAAAACAAACAUUUUGGCAGUUAUGAGGUGUUGUGGUAUGUAUCGAAAAUACCUCUACGAAGUUAUUUGUUCAUGAUCUAGUUGUGCCCAAUUGACUCCGUGAAUACGAAAAAGCUGACGUUUUGAUUACUAAUUUCGAUUUUUUAUUCUGGGAACUCGAUCCGCUCAUUUUUAAAGAUAUUACGCAAACUUAUGGAUGAUAUAAAAAAAAAUUGUUUAAAAAAUAUUUCAAAUAUCUUGUCUGCGGAAUAUCACAAGCCUGCGGGUCUAGACAAGUUACAAAUCGAUAUAUAUCAACCACAUAUAAUUGCGCUAAAUAUCAACCUCAGAGAAGAGAACAAACAUAAAUAAAAGAAACGCCCCUUUUCUAGUUAACCAGAGUUGCGAUACUAAAGUUGUAAAUGUGACCCUUAUAUAUAUUAUAGUACAAUACACACUGCAUAUGAGUGAACCAUGUAGAAUAUUGAUCGCUGACUCACUAACAAUAAUUUUGAACUCCCCAAUAUACCACACAUAUUUGAUAUAGAACAUUUUAAUUACUAUAUUAUUCGUACGAUUAAAGCUAGUAAAAAUCGCGUCUUUACGUUUAUGAUUUUCUAAUAACAUAACCAAAUACUAACAAUAUCGGAUACUUUCGUUUAUUAUAGUUAUUAUGUAGACAUUUUUAAAUACCUAAUUAAAUAUAUAUAAUCGACAUGAAUAAUCCAUAUAAAUUAAAAUAUUAAUAUUUGAUGCAUAAUGAAUAUUAUUUUCUGAACAGUUUAGAGGUCUUGUUCUUUAGUGAUAAAUGAAAAUAAAUUUGCAAAUACCUUACAAGUCACGUAGAAUAUAUAAAGUAGGUAUAUGACACAAAUUCGUUACGUAAUAAAAUAUUUUAUUUACUAGUUGUAAUAAACAAAUGUUUGAUAUAUGACAGUGAUUUUUUUUUCUAUAAUAUACGGGAUAUUAUUUAUAUAUUUUAUCCUAAUUGUUAUGCCUGUAAAGUUGAAAUUCUUAAACUUUACAUCUCAAUUGAAACCUUAAAUUAACUAUAAAAAAUGUA